Molecule: messenger RNA, 926 nt
Organism: Jaminaea rosea
Lineage: Eukaryota; Fungi; Basidiomycota; Exobasidiomycetes; Microstromatales
Exons: 3
Coding region: 38-883 (281 amino acids)
Biological process (GO): intracellular protein transport; clathrin coat assembly; clathrin-dependent endocytosis
Cellular component (GO): plasma membrane; clathrin coat of trans-Golgi network vesicle; clathrin coat of coated pit
Molecular function (GO): structural molecule activity; clathrin heavy chain binding
Source: RefSeq, a predicted model, not a curated record
CUCCCUUCUCAUCACCAACACCACUGAACUACCAAUCAUGUCCUUCGACUUCGGCACGCGCAACGAAUCCGACCCAACGAGCGACUUUGUGUCCAAAUUCCCCGACCUCGAUGGAGCAGGCGGCGAUGAUGCCCUCCUUUCCUCCGCAGCGGCCGCCCCCGCUGCUGCCUCUAACAAUGCUCUAGAUGACGAUGACUUGCUUGGUGGUGGUGGAUCCUCAACAGCAGCAGCAGCAGCAGCAGCGCCAGCACCCGCAGCAGCAGGUCCCUCUGCAGAAGAGCAUAGCAAGGAGGCAUUUGAGAGCAAUUUCCCCGAGUUGGACGACCCGGAUCUGGCUACGCCCGUCGAGGUUGAGCAGCCUGCUGCUACCAUGCAGAGCACCUCAAACGGCUACAUGGCUCCCCCCAUGACAUCCACUGACCGUCCCACCUCUCGCUCCGGUCCCACCUACAACGCCCCCCUCGCCUCAGACCCCUACGGCGGCGGCGAUCUCAGCGACGAAGAAGAGCCCGAACCUCUUCGUACCUGGCGUCACGCGCAGGCAGACUCCAUCGCCCAACGAUCUGCGGCCGCUGAGCGCAAGAAGGGCGAAGUAGUCUCCAAAGCAGAGAGGGACAUUGACGAAUUCUAUCGAGAGUACAAUGCAAAGAAGGAGAAGAGCAUCAAGAAGAACAAGGAGGAUGAGGCACGAGAGACGGAGAUGAGGAACAGGCAGUUGGCCGAGGGGACUACGUGGGAUAGGGUUACGAAGCUUGUGGGUUUGGAGAAUAGCCAGAGUAAGACUAUCGCACCUACUGGGGGAACGGAUUUGGCCAGAUAUAGGGAGAUCCUCCUCUCCCUCCGUCGAGAGGGACAGACGGCGCCGGCUGCUGGCGGCUACUAGGUGCGCUUCGUUAUUGUACGCUCUUGGCCACUCCAAACCGUGC